AUGAGAACGAUAUCGCCCUUAACCAGCGGUUUCGUUCCGAUGCAGCCAGUCCCCCGGCCCCCACCCCGCAUCUCAAGUGCAUCCUCCCUCGCCGCGCCCCGCGAUCGUUCCCGUGCCCUCGGCCGCACGCCGGCGCCUGAGGCGGAGGGUUGCGAGGGUGAGAGCGCGGGAGGGUGGGAGGUCGCACGGACGAGCGCGGAGGCUGCGCGGCGCCCGCAGGCACAGUCGCCCGCCGACCGCGCGCUCCCUAUGUUCCACUGCAUCGUGCAGCCGCGCCACGACUGGGGACCGCCCGACCUCGCCAAUGCAUUCCCCGACAUACGUGUGCAGCUCUCAGAGCAGACACGGGUGUUGGAGGCGCGCGCGGAGGCGGCGGCGGGCGUUGCAGGUGAACUUCACGACUACUGUCGCCGUCGCGCUGACCUGGAGCAUGAGUACUCCCGCGCGUUAGACAAGCUGGCCCGUGCAGCUGCACAACGACACAAGGACCAAAAACACAAACGUGAACAAUGGCCGUUAACAGGUGCAUACGCGUGCUGGCAGGCGGCUUUAGAGAACACACGUUCGUUGUCGCGCGACCACGCGGCCCUGGCUGAGCUGUACGGCGGGCCGCUCGCCGCGCGGCUGCAGCGCGCCGCCGACGAUGUGUUACGUCUGCACAGAAAGUGCCGGGAUAUAGUGGCAGAACGUCACGAGGAGGUAGGCGCAGCGCUAGCAGAAGCAGCGGCGGGCGGUAAAGCGCACGCGGCCGCCGCCGCCGACUGGCGCGCCGCCGCGCUCAAGCUGCGGCACGCGCACACUGCACGCGCUGCCUUGCUGCAGGCUGAUCCGCCCAGGCAUAAGAAGAUAAAGGCGCUCGAUAAGGAGUUGGAGAAGAGACGAACGCGACACAGCGAGGCGCGAGCCAAGGCGCUGAGAGCGCGCGCCGACUACGUGCUGAGCCUAGAGGCGGCCAACGCGACGCUGCAGCGAUACUACCUCGACGACAUCGCCGAUAUCAUGCUUUGCACGGAGGUAGGUUUCGAGGCGGUGGUGGGGCGUGCCGUGCGCACGGCCAGCGCGGCGGAGAGCGCGCGCGCGCACGCCGUGUGCGCCGCCGCCGGCGCGCUGCUGGCCGCCGCCGACGCGCUCGACGCGCUCGCCGACCGCCAGCGCUUCGUGGCCGCGCACCCCGCCGCUUUCGCGCUGCCGCGCCCGCUGCCCUACGCCGGCGACGCGCCGCCCGCGCAGGACGCCGAGAUGCGCGACCUCGUGCAGGGCGCCGCCGACGACCGGGACGAGGCGGCGGACGCCGCCGCCAGGGAUCUGUCACAGCGCCUAGCCCAGCUGGAGACUAGUGCGCGCGCGCUGCGAGCCGAGUGCCGCGAGGCGGCCAAGACGCUGGACGCGGCGGAGGCGGAGCUAGUGCGGCAGAUGGAGGGCGCGGACACGGCGUGGGAGGUGGGCGCGCUGUUCGCGGCCGCGCCCUCCGCGCCCGCGCCGCCCGCCGACGACGACGCCCCGCGACGCGACCAGGAGGAUUAUUAUCUUGCGAAAUUCAGAUCAUAUGUAUCGUGCGCGGGGCGUCUCGCACGGCUCGAGAGCAAGGCUAUGGCGGUGCGCGAGCGGCUGAUGGGCGCGGGCGCGGCGGGUGCGGGCCCGGGCGCGGCCAUGGCGGCGCUGACGCCGCGCUCGCCGCCGUCGCCGCCGCGCCGAGCCGCCGCACGCCGUCGCGGGCACUUCGCCGCGCCGCUGGACGACCGGCUGCCCGCCGUGCUGACUUCGUGCGUGCGCGUCAUCGCCACUUACGGCCUCAACCACCAGGGCGUGUUCCGCGUGUCCGGCUCGCAGGUGGAGAUGCAGGCGCUGCGGGCCGCCUUCGAGCGCGGCGAGGACCCGCUGGCGGGCGUGCGCGAUGCCAGCGACAUCAACUCCGUGUGCGGCCUGCUCAAGCUGUACCUGCGCGAGCUGCGGCCGCCGCUGCUGCCGCCGCAGCUGCAGGAGCGCCUGCUGCGCGUGGCCGCGCUGCGCGACGACGCCGCCUUCGCGCGCCGCCUGCGCGACACGCUGGCCGCGCUGCCGCUGCCGUCGCUGCUGGUGCUGCGCUACCUGUUCGCCUUCCUCGCGCACCUCACCGAGCACUCCGAGCGCAACAUGAUGGACGCGUGGAACCUCGCCAUCUGCCUGGGGCCCACGCUGCUGGCGGCGUGGGGCGAGGGCGGCGCGCAGGUGGCCGCGCAGAACCUCGUCAACGAGCUGGUGAAGCGCGCCAUCCUGCACCACGCGGACGUGUUCCCGCAGGACGUGGCGCCGCACACGCUGUACGUGCGCGCGGAGCCCGCCGACGCGCCCGACGGCCACGCCGCGCCCGCGCCCGCCCCGGCAGCCGCGCCCGCCGCCGCGCACGCGCCCGCCGCCAACGGGCCGCUCGUAGAUCUCGCGUGUGGGGAGAGUGCGUUGGAUGAGGACGAGGCGCGGGACCUGUCGCUGUAUGAAGACGACGACGAUGAUGAUGAUGACGCGGCCAGUGACGGCGACGCCGACACCGACGUGUGGCGGCGCGACCCUCCCCGCAGGUCGUCAAGCAGCGAGCGCCGCGCCCCGCAGGUUGCCCCCGAGCCUGCGCCUGCGCCUGCCGCAACUCCCGUACACGAUGCCUGCAGCCGGCUGGCGGAGAGCACGCCGGACCUGGUGCUGGACCUGCCGGCGCGCGCGGCCGACGCCGCCGACACCUUCGCGCACAACCGCGACACGCUCAAGAAGCGCGUCGCGCCGCCCGCCGCGCACAGACAAACAUGUUCCGAAGGAGAGUCUAAAGCCGAGGCUGAAGCUAGCGCCAGUGCCACCAGCUCGGUGGCGGGCGGCAGCCCCGUGCCCGCGCGCAACACCAUGCGCGUGGCCGCCAAGUUCGCAGAGUUGACGUUGACGGGAGGUUCGCUCAAGCCCGCGCUGGCCGCCAAGCCCGCGCUGCUGCGGCGCCCCACGCCGCACCCGCGCGCGCCCGCGCCGCCCGUCGUGCCGCCCCCGGCCUCUGCGCCCGCCCCCGCCCCCGACCCGGAGCCC
Molecule: messenger RNA, 3042 nt
Organism: Brenthis ino (lesser marbled fritillary)
Lineage: Eukaryota; Metazoa; Arthropoda; Insecta; Lepidoptera; Nymphalidae
Source: the annotation of a GenBank genome assembly